Messenger RNA from Sporisorium graminicola, 1233 nucleotides. RefSeq lists its product as uncharacterized. Lineage: Eukaryota; Fungi; Basidiomycota; Ustilaginomycetes; Ustilaginales; Ustilaginaceae. Gene Ontology annotation, biological process: snRNA modification. The transcript has a single exon. The record is from RefSeq and is a predicted model, not a curated record. Gene Ontology annotation, molecular function: O-methyltransferase activity; snRNA binding; RNA methyltransferase activity. The coding region runs from base 1 to 1233 and encodes 410 amino acids.
AUGCAGUCGAACGACAGCAGCGGCGACCAUGGCGCUUUUGCACCCGCUCCUCGCGAGCGUCUAGUUGACCCGACAGCUCCGCCAAUCUACGGCAACUUUCAACGCUACUACCACAUUCGCAACCCUAUCAACGCAACUGCAGCUGGCGAUGCGUCGCACGAUCAAGAAGCAUCCUCUCAUCCAGCUCUGGCCGUAGACAGUCGUGUCACUGCCAUUUUGCGAUACCUUCGCCAGCACUUUGCUUGCUCCGCAUCCAGCGACACCACGGCCGGCCUAUGGCCUCCCUCCAGCAUUAAGGUGCUCGAUAUCGGUUGCAAUUCUGGAAAAGUUACCAUCGAGCUUAUGCAGACCUUGCCUAGGUUGUUCAAGCAUGGUGGACAGCCUGUGACACAAACGCAGCUUUGCAUCCUAGGCGUCGAUAUCGAUGCAUCGCUCAUCAGUCAAGCGAGACAGGCGGCUGGCGUUGCUCGGUCUCGGUAUCAACCAGAGCACCUCGAAGGGUCAGACACCGAGUUAGAGGAUGACUCGCUACCUUACGAGGCCGUCUACUUUCCGUCGGUGUUUCCCUCGCUCUACGGCUUGACUGCACCUGAGGGGGAAGGGCCGCGCCAUGGCAAGCGGCGCAGGACAGAAGACGCCAUCGACAACAACACGCCGGUGAGCAUGCACCCUCGCCCUCCAGCUGCGCAUCUUUCCCCGCCUUACCUCCAUUUCGUCGCCGCCGACUGGGUCCAACCCUCGUCCAACACUGACUCCAUGCUCAACUCCUCAGAUUCGCAUGGCUACGACAUGAUCCUCGCGCUCUCCAUCACCAAAUGGAUCCACAUUCAGCAGGGCGAUGCCGGCCUGGUCCGCUUCUUUGCGCGCAUCUCGCACACCCUCCAUCCCGGCGGCCUGCUCUUCCUCGAACGCCAGGAAUGGUCGAGCUACCACUCGGCCAAGAACCUUGAUCCCAGCAUCAGAGGAAAGAUCAAACGGUUGCAGUUGCGUCCUGGAGGGGACUUUGACUGGUGGCUCGAGACGUUUGGUUUGAGGCUGGUGGCUGAGAUCGGACUCGGUGUGGGAGUUGGGUUUGAGAGGCCGCUGCAGGUGUUCCGGAAGGAGUUGAAGGCGAGCGAGGCGGAACGCUUGGCCGAGAGGACGGCUCUAGAAGGGAUGCCGCCUGUUCCGUGGACUGCUCGUUCUUCUACCGCAGCCACCAGCCGAGCUGCAACGGCUCCUGGCAGAGAAUGA